AUGGCUAGUGAUGGACCUCGCAUUGACCCCGGUCCGAAAGAGUGGGGUGUACUAUAUGAAGAUGUGCAGCAAUGUCAUAGAUCCCAGGUGGUGUGGAACGAAGGACAUUUAAAGUCUCUGAGAGUGAGACGAGCUUCAGAGGGUAGGGGAAACAGAGAUGUACACGACCCAGAUGACAUCCCCCAGGACCUGCAGCAGCAUUUGGUGCGUGCAGGUUUUUGGCAUGCGGCUCGCAUGAGAAGAUUACCGAUUGACCAUAGGCUGAUUACUGCACUGGUGGAGAGGUGGAGGCCGGAGACUCACACUUUCCACAUGCCUGUGGGAGAGAUGACACUCACUUUACAGGAUGUUGAGGCCAUUCUGGGUUUACGCACUGAGGGUCGGGUAGUUUCCGGUUUUACCCAUGCCAACUGGGAGGACGUAAUUCUGCAGUAUAUGGGAAGAUCUCCACUUGAAGACGAUUUGGAGUCGACUAUAUGUGCAUUUUACCAAAGAAGUUAUUCGCAUGUUCCUCGCUCCCUUAAAAACCCUGUUGACUGA
Messenger RNA from Gastrolobium bilobum, 540 nucleotides. Its product is annotated as protein MAIN-LIKE 2-like. NCBI's taxonomy places the organism in Eukaryota, Viridiplantae, Streptophyta, Magnoliopsida, Fabales, Fabaceae. The record is from RefSeq and is a predicted model, not a curated record. The transcript has 2 exons. Gene Ontology annotation, biological process: meristem maintenance; meristem development. The coding region runs from base 1 to 540 and encodes 179 amino acids.